AUGGUCAUGGCCGAGGACGAGGACAUCGUUGGCCAGGACAUCGAGAUAGCGGUGCCGCGAUCCGGGGGCCGCACCAUCCCCUCCGCUUCAAAGCGGCCCAAGGUGGAGCACGUCAGCGACGAUGAGGUGGACGAUGAUGAGGAGUCGGAGGACGAGGAGGAGGUGACGGCCCUUGCGGCUGCGCAGCCCGCCGAGCCUCGAAACGAGGUGGAGAAGGAGACGAAAGAGUUCCGGACCAAUGCCGUCCACGUCUACGGCCUGGAUUUCCUCAAGACCAACCACAUGGAGGAGAUCUUCAGCCAGUUUGGCUACAAGUAUGUGGAAUGGCUUAAUGCCUCCAGUGCCAACAUCAUCUUCAAGAACGCUGAGGGUGCCAAGAAGGCUCUCGAGGCUUUGUCCUUCCCCAAGACGGAGGACGAGCCUUGGAGAAGAACGCCUGACAUUCUCGUGAGCGAGGAUGUGCCACCCAUCUUCCUACAGAUGCGCCUGGCGACUGCGGACGAUGUGAAGAAGGCCAAGCGAUCGGUGCCCAAGGCGAUGACGCCCAUGCACUACGCGGAGGUCUUUCAUCGCAACCAGGCGAUGGCCAUGCGCCAAGGGGGCCGGCCACGGCAGGGCGGCAAGGGGAAGGGGAAGUCGGGGAAGCCGAAGGCGGGCACAAAGCGGCUGCAGGUGAGCGAGGAGGAGGUGCAGAAGCGUCAGAAGCGCACGGAGCGCUUCGGCGAUGAUGAGGUGUCCGUCGUCCAGCCAGGGGAUGCGGUAGAGGAGGCCGCGCCGAGUCCGCCGGCCGCCGACGCUGCCAAGGCGCCCUCCGCGGGGCCCAAGCGGGUCGUGGGCGUCCCGGCGCCGAAGAAGGAGGCCGCGCCCUCCGCCACUCCGACGACAGCGCCGACACCAGCACCGAAACUGGCCUCGGCACCUCCCAAGGUUGUGGGCGUGCCAGCCCCAAAGAUUGCCAGCAAGCCCGUGGAGGACCAGGCGGCGGCGGCGGCGUCGACAGAGCCGCCAACAGCAACGGAAGGAACGGAAGGCGGCAAGGAGACCUCAUCAGAAGCGCCGCCUGCAGAUGCGGCCGUCGCAAAGCAGCCAGCCGAUGGCGAGUCGAAGUGA
This is a messenger RNA of Symbiodinium sp. CCMP2592, 1110 nucleotides long. NCBI's taxonomy places the organism in Eukaryota, Dinophyceae, Suessiales, Symbiodiniaceae. The record is from the annotation of a GenBank genome assembly.